This is a messenger RNA of Hydra vulgaris (swiftwater hydra), 1521 nucleotides long. RefSeq lists its product as uncharacterized. NCBI's taxonomy places the organism in Eukaryota, Metazoa, Cnidaria, Hydrozoa, Anthoathecata, Hydridae. The record is from RefSeq and is a predicted model, not a curated record.
UGUCAGCAUUACAAUUUGGUACAAGUAACAGAGCAACUGCAUCAAUAGGCACUGCAACAUUAAAAGCAGCCAAAGAUGCAGGUUUUUUGAAAGAUCAUAUACUUGAUAAACACCUAGCUCUAGAUCAUAAAAAUGUCUGUAAAGAGAGACAUAAUAAUGAAGUUAAGAAAGAGGGCAUACAAUGUAUUAUGUUUGAUGGUAGAAAAGACCUUACUAAAACAGUUGUAUAUGGCAAUGAUGGUAAAUCUUAUCCUAGGGAGAUCAAAGAAGAUCAUUAUAGUGUCUGUUCUGAACCUGGUGGAAAAUAUUUAUUCCACUUUGUAAAUAAUUCAGAGGAGAGAGAAGCUUGAACACCUGCUGAACAUAUUGCUGAACAAUUGUAUGAUUGGAUAAUAGCACAUGGCAUUGAAAACCAAUUAAUUGCAAUUGGAGGAGAUUCAACCAACCUUAACACAGGUUGGAAGGGUGGAAUUAUUCAAUUUUUAGAGAAAAAACUAGGAUUCAAACUUAUCUGGAUUAUUUGUGCAAUACAUACCAACGAAUUGCCACUUAGGCAUUUAAUGUUAGCUUUAGAUGGAAAAACUUUAUCUGAAAAUAGAUUCUCAGGAAACAUCGGAAAACUUAUCAACAUAGCAACAAAUCUUCCUAUUUUGACAUGCAUCCCUCAGCUUGAUUUUGUUGUAGACCUAAUUCAUCUCGAGAAAGAAGUUGUAGAUUCACUGUCUACAGAUCAGAAGUAUUUAUACAGAAUACAUAAUGCAAUAGCAUCAGAUGUUUUUCCUGAUGACUUGAAGGAGAUUCAAAUUGGUCUACACAAUCAUUCAAGGUGGUUAAAUCUCGCAAAUAGACUACUUCGAAUCUGUUGCUCAGAGCAUUGUUUGAAAAACAAAGAUCUACAAAACUUGAAAUUGUUAACAGAGGUCAUCAUGGGUGUUUAUUCGAUUAUGUGGUUUGAUCUUAAGACUAAACAUAGCUGGAUUCAAGGUCCACAUCAUAUCCUUAAGCAACUAGCCUUGGUAAAAAAACAGAACAAGUUUGUGAAGGAUAUUGUAUUACCGCAUAUCUGCUCCUCUGCCUGGAAUGCACACAGUGAAUGUAUUCUUCAGACAAUGCUCUGUAGUUCAGAUGAAGGAGAAAGGAGAUUUGAGGUGCAAAAAAUAAGGAUGUUGGAGACAGAAAAUGCAGGAUUAGAAGAAUACCAGUGAUAAACACUGAAUCAAAUAAUCUAAUAGAUUUAAUCAAUUGGGAAACAGAGGAGAUCAGUGAACCGGUUUUUUUUGUUGUUUGAUUAGAGAUGAUAUUAUACAGUUUAUUAAUAAUCCAAUGGUUGUACCAAACUUCCCUAUUCACGGUCAAUCUAUUGAACGCAUUGUGAAAGAGGUCACCAGGGCUUCAAUGUCGGUGUUUGGUGCCGAGAGAAGAGAUGGGUUCAUAAAGGCUACAAUGGCUCAUAGAGAGCUGAUGCCUGUGUGCCAAUCAAAAAAAGAUCUGAUGAAAAUUUUGUAAUCAGUAUUUUAACUU